AUGCUUCCGAGGCCGAGCCAGAGAAGCAUCUUCCACCUCGGGGAGGAGGGUGUCGACGACCACCGCGGCUCCGACGAGCAAGUCAAGAACACCGAUACUACACGUACCCUCGCAGGGCGCCGCGACCACUGGCGUCAACUGCGAAAGCAAGACUCCGCCGUCGAUGCGGUGGUCGGCGUCGGGCUGCAGAUCCUGGUCCAGAACCUCCACCAGACGCUAGCGCCGCCGCACUCGCAUAUCGUCCUGAAGCAGGUGGUGGUCCUGCCGACGACGGUGGCACGCCACCGCCGUGGACCGGGCAGCAGCUUCUUGAGCGCCUGCUCCCGCUGCAGGAGGGAGCUCAGCAGCAGCAAGGACGUGUACAUGUACAGAGGCGACCAGGGAUUCUGCAGCGAGGAGUGCCGGUGUCAGCAGAUCUUGGCAGACGAGGCGACGGAGCGUGAAGCCAUGAUCAAGAAGGAGCGCAUGCGGCGAGGGUUGCCUCACCAUCUCCACCACGGGCCACGGUCGGCAAUGGGGGCGAUCGGUGGUGCGUCGAGGAGACUAGUUGCAAUAGCCUACUAG
This is a messenger RNA of Miscanthus lutarioriparius, 564 nucleotides long. The record is from the annotation of a GenBank genome assembly. Lineage: Eukaryota; Viridiplantae; Streptophyta; Magnoliopsida; Poales; Poaceae.